AUGUGGAAUCAUCUGAGGGACGUCUUCAUCGUGGCACUGCUGCUUCCUCUCAGUGCCAUAGCGUCCCCAGUCCCGGCCCAAAAUUGGCCCGCUUCUUCCGACUUCGAGGUCAUUGUCAUCGGGGGCGGUCCAGCUGGAUUGAGCGCCUUGAGCGGUCUCGCCCGUGUGCGAAGAAGAGCAUUACUCAUCGACUCCGGCGAGUAUCGCAAUGGUCUAACUAGACAUGCACACGACAUUAUCGGCCUCGAUGGUUUGUCUACCCGCUACCCGUGGCUAGAGAAGAUCUUACUAAUCUCGGGAACUUUCCUCCCCUCAGGUGUAACCCCAGCAUAUCUGCGUGCAAAGGCGCGCGAACAGAUCUCGCGAUACCCAACUGUAUCCAUGCAGAAUGGGACUGUUGUGGAUAUCAACGUGGUCAAUGGCACAAGCUUCACGAUCACCGACGACUCGGGUCAUGUGUACACAAGUCAGAAAGUCGUCCUUGCGACAGGUAUCAAGGACCUAGUCCCAUCGACGCCGGGCUUACUGGAAAACUGGUCCAAGGGUAUCUUCUGGUGCCCUUGGUGUGAUGGGUAUGAGCACCGUGACCAGCCCAUGGGUCUGCUUUCCACUAUCGACAAAAUCCCCGGAAUGGUGGAGGAGAUCAGAACCCUUAACACCGACCUCAUCGCUUUUGUCAACGGAUCCAUGACCACGGAUGCCAUUCGGACACUAAACGGAACGGUACCAGAGUGGCAGAAAAUGCUCGCAACGUACAACGUGCAGGUUGACAACCGGACGAUCACCUCCAUCGAGCGCAUCCAGGACGGUGCUGUUGUAGCAUCCGAUGUCGAUAUGGCUGAGUACGACAAAUUCAUGAUUCACCUGGACGAUGGCACGGCCGUGGAACGCGGGGCUUGUUUCACCUCUUUCCCGUCAACUCAACGAUCAGGGCUCGGCGCCAGUCUCGGCGUCACAAUGGUCCAGGAAAAAUUGUACUCUAACAUGACACUGGGGAUGCGCACGAAUAUCUCCGGUGUGUAUGCCGUGGGAGAUGCGAACUCGGACGGGAGCACGAACGUUCCGCACGCGAUGUGGAGUGGGAAGAGGGCGGCGGUCGAUAUUCACAGUGAGUCUCCUUUCCAACCACCUUCAGAAUAUUUUAUGGGUGCGAGUGAGGAACUGACCGGACGCGCUACAGUAACCAUGGGCAAAGCUGAGGCUGCUGCUGCCGUUGCAGGGUCGAAGUCGAAGAGGGCGUUUGAUGUUGAGGAUGAAGAGUCUUUGUUGGCGUUGAUAGGGCGAGAUCUUGAAGAUCUGUGGUCUGCUAAGUAG
This is a messenger RNA of Exophiala aquamarina CBS 119918, 1314 nucleotides long. RefSeq lists its product as uncharacterized. The record is from RefSeq and is a predicted model, not a curated record. The transcript has a single exon. Bases 1 to 1314 code for a protein of 437 amino acids. Gene Ontology annotation, molecular function: oxidoreductase activity. Lineage: Eukaryota; Fungi; Ascomycota; Eurotiomycetes; Chaetothyriales; Herpotrichiellaceae.